Osmerus eperlanus (European smelt) is the source of this 4730-nucleotide messenger RNA. RefSeq names its product nucleoporin 160 (gene nup160). The record is from RefSeq and is a predicted model, not a curated record. NCBI's taxonomy places the organism in Eukaryota, Metazoa, Chordata, Actinopteri, Osmeriformes, Osmeridae. Gene Ontology annotation, cellular component: nuclear pore. The transcript is spliced from 35 exons. Gene Ontology annotation, molecular function: structural constituent of nuclear pore. The coding region runs from base 57 to 4259 and encodes 1400 amino acids.
UUGAAAGAGCAGAACGCGGUCGCUUCUUCUGUCAAUCACAGGUCAAUGCAGUGAAGAUGGCGGCGGUCAUGGAAAGGAGUUUCAUAGAAAUAUGUGGAUUUGAGAGGGAAACUCUUCCAAGAUUCAGAGAAAUAACAGUAAAUCUCGGUCUGAAUGCUCUUCCAGGUGGGGUUAAAUACCCAGACAGCGCAGGCGGAUUUCACUACGAGGACAGCGGAAAGCUCCUGUCCAUCACAAGCAACAGAUUUAUACACUGGUCCACCUCGGGAGACUCCGUGCAGCUGGUGGAGCAGUCCCUGGACACCAACCUCCUGAACAACGCUGUGCGCCUCAAGUUCCCACACUGCCCCCUACUGCCUGGAGGAGUGCACAUCCAGGAGACCGUCAACAAUGUCAUCAUCCUCAUCGUCACCAACCAGACUGUGCACCGCCUGGUGCUGUUGCACCCCACGCGCAUGUACCGCAGUGAGCUGGUGUCGGAGCAGAUGCAGUCCAUAUUCACCGACAUGGGCAAGCUGAGUCUGCAGGACCCCGCCCACAGCGCCGUCAUCCCCAGCGGCGUGGCAGGGGGCGGGGCGGGGCACGCGGCCACCCCCAGCACCUCCGCCGCCUGGCUUGGCCAACAGGGGGAAGCACACUACGCCCUGGCCAUGCCCACCGGGGGCAUCAUGAUCGUCACCCUGCCGCCGUCCGACACCCAGGGUACUGUGUCGGUCCUGGAGUUGAAGAGAAGCUCUGUCAUGCAGAGGCUAGCUGGCUGGAUGCCCUCCGCCAUCAGAGGGGACCAGAGCCCAGGUGACCUGGCCCUCUGUCUGGUUGCCAGGGAGUUUGAGGACGACACCUUCAUCUUCGCGCUCUGUCACGACAACAAGCUGCGCAUGUGGUCCUACAGGGACCAGACGUGUCUGAUGGAGGCAGACAUGCUGGAGUACGUCCCUGCUGGUACGGAUGUGCACCGGCUGGCGGGCCAGAGUCACCGUCUGCGUCUGUCCUUCUCCCCGGCCACGGGGCUGUGCCUGGCCGUGUAUCUGGCGGCGCCCAGCCACAGCCAGUUCACCGUGCUGCAGCUGGCUGCCGGGUACAACAACCGCUACGGCCUCGACCACAUCUCCACGCUGUUCGACACGCAGGAGACCCUGGUGGACUUCAUGCUCACCCCCUCAGACAUCUGGGCUCUGUGGCUGGACGACUCCAACCAGACCGUGGUGAAGCUCAUCAGCUACGAGCACUCAGAAAGGAGUCAGUGGAACCAGGUGUUUGUUCAGCCUCUGCCUGAAGACGAGGUCAGCAUAGGAGUGGACCAGGAUCCCAGAGAGACCUACCUGGACGUCCUGUUCUCUCCUCUGAGAUUCACUGCCUCGGCUAUCGUCAAAGCCCUCCAGAUCUACAAACGAACCUCCGAGAGAACCGUGGAUCUGUCUUGGGAUGCGCUGAAGAAGGAGGUCACCAUCGCCGUGGAGGACGAGCUGCAGGGCAGUGUGACAGAGUUUGAGUUCUCCCAGGAGGAGUACAGGCUGCUGCAGGUGGAGUUCUGGUCCAAGUUCUACGCCUGCUGUCUGCAGUACCAGGAGGCUCUGUCUACUCCUCUGGGCCUGAUGGUCAACACACACACCAGCAUGGUCUGCCUGCUCAAGAAGGGCUUGGUGUCGUUCCUGCUUCCCUGCUUUGCUGUGGACCACCUGUACCUCUACUGCGACGAGUACCUCUCCUCGGAGGUGGAGACCCCCCUCACGGAAGACCCGGAGCUGGCGCGGGAUGUUCUCCAGCUGGUGCAGUGUCUGAGGCUGGUGAGCGAGGCCGUACCAGGGGACGUGGCCUACGAGAUGGAGCGGGCCCUGGAUCAGCUGGAAGCCCCGGAGAACACAGCAGAGCAGGUGCUCGACCACCUGCUGGACCACGACAAUGAGGACGUGGUGGAGAACAUCCAGUCGAAGCUGCAGGACAUCAGGAGCCCCCUGGCGGCCAUGGGCCUCCUGCUGAGAGAGCUGGACCUGGAGACUGACCCCGAGGCCAACCCCGACCCACCGCUCACCGCAGGCCAGUCUCUGAACGUGCGCAUCAGCCUGUCCCAGCUGUACGGCAGCAGUGUGACAGUGUCGGUGGUGUGCCAGGCGCUGAGCCAGACAGCCAUGACCAGAGCGCUGUGCUGCAGGGACCUACUGCUGCUGCAGCACCUCUACCUGCGCCUGGACGACAACGUGUUCCUGGCUGGAGGAGCCCAGCUGCUCCAGUUGCAGCAGGAUCUGAUCCCCAGGACCUCCCACCUGCUGUCCUCAUACCUGCUCCUCCAGCACACCUGCCAGAGCCUGGCCUGCGCCCUGCCCCUGGACAUCAUAGAUGCUAACCUGCAGCACCUCUCUGUGCUUGAGAUGUCAGAUUCCCUUUCCCUGGCCACCAACAGAUCAGUGUUGAGUCCCCAGACGGUGGUGGAGUUGUUCUACCAGGGCGUAGCGAGGAAGUCCAUCAUCUCCCAGCUGUUCUCCCAGCAGCAGGGUCCCACUGCAGGCCUGGCCGUGCUCCACUGGCCCCACAUGGUCUCCAGCGUGGUCCAGCUGCUAGCGCAACAGCUCUGGCCAAGCAACCCAGGCUUCCAGUUCCCUGAAUGUCUAAUGGCCAACUGUCAGUACACACAGCUACAGGAGUACAUCAGACUCAUCCAGCCCUGGUGUCAAGUCAACAUGGGCUCCUGCAGCUUCAUGCUAGGCCAGUGUUACCUGGCCAACGGAGAGGGGCAGAAGGCUCUGGAGUGCUUCAAGAAGGCGUCGCCGGAGGUGGAGAAGGAGGAGUUCCUCAUGCGGGUGGCAGGAGCUGACGAGGAGGAGGCCGCCUCAUCUCCCCUCCUGCAGUACUACAACAAGGUGCUGCGCUUGCUGGAGGAUGUGGGACUGCCAGAGCUGGUGAUCCAGCUAGCCAGCCUGGCCAUCACCGUCUCCACCACUGACCUGAGGAGUCAGGCGGCUCUGUGGACGCGUAUCUUCAAACACCACCUGGACCUGGGCCACAACAGUGAGGCCUACGAGGCUCUGGUCCAGAACCCAGACUCGAGCAGGCAGUUGGACUGUUUGCGCCAGCUGGUGGUGGUUCUGUGUGAGCGCUCCCAGCUCCAGGACCUGGUCCGCUUCUCCUACAUCAACCUGCAUGACGAGGUGGUCAGCAUCAUCGAGUCCAGAGCCAGGGCUGUGGACCUCAUGACCCAUAACUACUACGAGCUUCUCUACGCCUUCCACACCAACAGACACAACUUCAGGAAAGCGGGCACGGUGAUGUUUGAGUACGGGAUGCGUCUUGGCAGGGAGGUGAGGACCAGGCAGGGUCUGCAGAAGCAGGUCAACUGCUACCUGGCCGCCCUCAACUGUCUGCGGCUCAUGAAGCCUGCAUACGCCUGGAUCGUCCAGCCCACCUCCGGGGCCGUGUAUGAGCGCCCUGGAGCUUCCCCUAAGAGGAACUACGAUGGCGAGUUUGCUACCGGUCCAGUGAGUCGGCAAAUCGACAUUUUGGAGCUAAAGGAUCUGGAGAGAGAGUACAUCUUGGCUCGCAGUCGCCUCACCCUGGCAGAGCAGGACUCCCCCUCCACAGCCAUCGCAGGCAGUGCUUCUGCAGUGGAGAUGGUGUCCCUGCUGGUCCAAACAGGACUGUUCGACUGCGCUCUGUCUCUCUGCCAGACCUUCAAACUCCCCCUCACUUCCGUCUUUGAGGGGCUGGCCUUCAAGUGCAUCAAGCUGCAGUACGGAGGAGACGACAGUCAGAACGAGGCGUGGAACUGGCUGGCAGCCAACCAGCUGUCCACCGUCAUCACUACCAAAGAGUCAAGUGCCACAGAUGAAGCCUGGCGGCUUCUGGCCUCCUACUUGGAGAGGUUCCCUACCCAGAAUGCCUUGCACCACCACUGCGUCAUCAACAAACUGCUGUCACAUGGCGUGCCUCUGCCUGAUUGGCUGGUCAACGCUUAUAAGGGCGUGGACGCAGCGGCGUUGUUGCGUCUCUACCUGAACUUUGACCUUCUUGAUGCGGCCGCAGAGCUGGUGCUGGAGUAUGUGGAUGCUCUCCUGGGGAAGGGACACCAGUACUUUGGAAUAGAGAGACCUCUGUCAGCCACAGCGCCUCUUGUCUGGCUCCCGUACACCUCCAUCGACCAGCUCCUCCAGUCGCUCAACGAGACCCAAACUAAUGCCAACAUCUACAACAGACUGCGGGACAAGCUAGAUGACUACCACAAGCUGGUGGAUCAGACGAGCAGAAGACGUUUACAGGCCCAGUAACUGCAGCUGCCUGCCUCCAAAGACCUGGCCCAGACCUCCGCAGGCCUGGCCCAGACCUCCGCAGGCCUGGCCCAGACCUCCGCAGGCCUGGCCCAGACCUCCGCAGGCCUGGCCCAGACCUCCACAGGUCUCUUCAACAUGGGGCACCUUCACCACGUCAUAAUGUCCCCUCCUUUCUCUGUCAGUUUCAGAAACAGCUUGGAUUUAAAUGGAAGAUUAUUUUUGUAUUGGUAAAUUAAAAGGACUGUUAUUGGUGGCAUUUUGUGUCACGUCUGACUGUGAGGGUUAGUCUUACAUGUCGCUCACAUCGAGUUCUUAAAUAUACUGUAAAUACUGUUUGUCACGUGUUGAAGCUGAAUGUGCUUUUUUAUUUUAUAGAUGAAUUGUGAUGAUAUUGCGACUUGUUAUUUUGUACUUCGAACAUUUACAAAUCAGGUUUGUUGUAAAAUGUGAUUAAAACUUUUCCUUGCA